This is a messenger RNA of Aspergillus heteromorphus CBS 117.55, 4484 nucleotides long. RefSeq names its product putative multidrug resistance-associated protein. Gene Ontology annotation, biological process: transmembrane transport. Gene Ontology annotation, cellular component: membrane. Bases 100 to 4434 code for a protein of 1444 amino acids. The record is from RefSeq and is a predicted model, not a curated record. NCBI's taxonomy places the organism in Eukaryota, Fungi, Ascomycota, Eurotiomycetes, Eurotiales, Aspergillaceae. The transcript has 12 exons. Gene Ontology annotation, molecular function: ATP binding; ABC-type transporter activity; ATP hydrolysis activity.
CGCAGAGCCGGCUGCCUGCUGCCUGAGCUAUUAAAGUCAUGGCAGCCUCGUAUUGCUUGCGGGGUGACUCAUGUGUCGACGGCUUGACGGCUUGACACCAUGAACGCUUCUAUGUGCCCGAGCAACGGGGACGGUCAAUUUGGACCGCAGAUCAACGUCGCUUGUCGCCCCUUCGAUUUCACCUUGUUUUUCGAAGACGUCUUCUUUGGUAUCCUACCCUCUGCAGUCUUCCUGCUCCUGCUGCUGCCGCGAUUCGAGAUCCUGCGCCGUUCUCCGGUGAAGCUGAAGUCGGUUCAGCUGGCCAUCUAUAAACUGAGUAUCCUAGUGGUUCUAUUCGUCUUGCAGAUCGUGUUCACAGUCUAUCAGAUCCGGACCGCGGCACUGCACACCAGCGUUUCAACCCCAUCGGCUGUGUUAGGUCUGACGGCAACCCUCGCAGCAGUCAUCCUCUCCUUCUUCGAGGACCAACGAUUGAUCAAACCGUCCGAUACUCUGAUCCUAUACUUCUCCGCAUUGAGCCUUUUGUAUAUUCCACGACUACGCACACUGUGGCAGAUUCCAUCAAUCGCUGUCCCCCGAGGGCUCUUCACUGCCAUAUAUGUUGUCAUAGUGUUGGCUGUGGUUUUUGAAUCUGCCAGAAAAACAAAUCUGCUCCGUCCGUUGUACAAAGAUGUGACUGUCGAGCAGAUCUACGGCUUUUGGGGCCGGAAUUUCUUCCUCUGGGUGUUUCCGUUGUUUCGAAAUGCCUAUACGCAUGUCAUUGGGGUAGAUGAUUUACCCGACAUCGACUCCUGUUUAAAGGGUGAUUGCGCAGAGGCACAGAUUAUACAAGCCUGGAACAAGACGCAUGGCAAACAUCGACUGAUCAAGGCAACAUUUAGAGCUUACUACGGGCCUUUCCUCUCUGCUAUCCUACCGCGGCUUUUACUCGCAGGCUUCACUUUCUGUCAACCGUUCCUCAUUUCCGCGACGAUCGAUUAUGUCGAUGCACCAACGACUCCAGAAAGCAAACGAUAUGGGCGGGCCUUGGUGGGAGGGUAUGCACUGGUAUACGCCGGAAUGGGAAUCUCCACGGCGGUAUAUUACCGCCAGGUCAACCGCAUGUCAACCGUAGUACGCUCUGGCUUUGUGGCGAUGAUUUACGAACAGACUAUUGCACUUAAGACAUCCGGUUCCGACAAGGCCGAAGCUGUGACGCUGAUGGGGACUGAUAUGGAGCGCAUCCUUUCAAGCACAAGGAUACUGCAUGAGACAUGGGCAUCCAUCGUAUCGGUUGGUGUGGCCAUCUGGCUAUUGGAGCUUCAAGUUUCCAUUGCUUGUAUCAUGCCGGCAAUAAUUGCGGUGGCUUGUGUGUUGGGAACAACGCCAAUUUCCACCAGAUAUGGGCGUGCCCAGGCAGCCUGGGUAAAGCAGGUUCAGAAACGUCUUUCCAUCACCUCGACCAUGCUGAAGGACAUGAAGGCGGUAAAAAUGCUGGGACUUGAAACGGUCUUAUCCGAAGUGAUCACAACCUACAGAAAGUCUGAGCUAGGAAUCUCCAAGCGAUACCGAAAGCUUCUAGUGGUAAUUAUAGCUCUAUCAAACGUGCCUCUGGACUUUGCACCCUACGCGGUAUUCCUGGUCUAUACAAUUAUUGCAUUGGUUCGGAAGGACCAAACGCUUCUAACGACGCAGGCAUUUACCACAGUGUCCUUGGUUUCGAUUCUUACAUCUCCGUUGUUAACAUUCGUUCAGGCGCUACCUCAGCUCACACAAUCGAUGGGUUGUUUCGAACGGAUUCAGGACUACCUCCUGAGAGAGAGGUCAAGUGAGCUUCUGCCACAGAAUAAUUCGCCUAAGAUAUCGCUGGAUGGGACUGAACUGGCUGUGCUGUCGAAGCCGGAAAAACAGUACGAGUCUCCGCUGUCGCGUGAAUCUUUCGCAUCAUUCCAAGAUGCGAGUAUCUCCUGGGCACUCGGCAGUGACUCUGUUCUCCGCGAUUUGACAUUGGCACUUCCCGUGAACAGAAUUACAAUGCUAGUUGGCCCAGUUGGAUGUGGGAAAACAGCUCUUCUUGAGAGUAUCAUGGGUCGGAUGCAUACCAACAGCGGCUAUAUGCACUGCUCACAGUCACCCGCGUACUGCCCACAAACUCCAUGGAUUAUGGAUGCUCCAGUAGGGUUUAACAUUACAGGCGGAGCAGAGCUCGAUCAAAAAUGGUACGACUACACGAUCUCGGCAUGCGCGCUCACCGACGAUUUGGACAAUCUCCCAGGAAGGGACAUGUACCUGGCUGGGAGCAACGGUGUCUCUCUCAGUGGAGGGCAGAAACAGAGAGUGGCUCUUGCGCGGGCAGUCUACUCUCGCCUUCCCUACAUUGUUCUCGACGAUGUAUUCAGUGGACUCGACUCUCAUAGUAUUCACAAGAUCAGUGAGAGUCUGUUUGGACGUAAUGGAUAUUUCCGAAGGACCAACAAAACAGUUGUUCUGGCAACCCACAGUCAAUUUCUCCUUCCUUAUGCCGACGAGAUCGUUCUUCUGAAUGACGGUAGAAAGGUGGAUCAAGGCGCCUUCCCGGAAUUUGUAAUGCGGCAUCCUGAGUACACUCAAACGAAGAUUAUGGACGAGGAGGUAUCGGCUAGUGAAGUAGAGGAGGUUGCGAGAGAAGCGACACCAAAAUCUUACAUGAACGCCAAGGUCGAUGACUCCCGUGAUGUAGAGAAGGACUUCACGCGACGGGAUGGAAGCUGGUCGGUAUACAGCUAUUAUUUCCAAAAGGCAGGAUAUGUCAUCGUUGCGAUGUUCGUGGCGUCUGCUCUUGCCAACGGAUUCACCUCUCAAUUUUCCUCUAUCUGGUUGCAGUGGUGGUCUGAUGCAAACGACAAAAGCCCGAAUAGCGACACCGGGAAGUAUAUCGGAGUGUAUACCCUUAUCGUCGUGGCCUCGAUGCUUACCCUUAUAUCCGCCUGCUGGCUCUUGAUCAUCGAUAUCGUCGGUAACACUGCUCUGGGUCUUCAUACAGAUCUUUUGGAAGCAACCCUUGGUGCCCCUUUCAGGUUCUUCCAGCAGACAGACACUGGCUCUAUCGUCAACAGGUUCAGCCAAGACAUGGAAUUGAUCGAUUUUUCGCUGCCGAUAAUGGCCCUGAACGUUGCGGAAGGUGUCUCCUCCGGAGUCGUCAGCAUCAUAAUUCUCUGCGUUAUCGGUCAGUGUAUUACCAUCACUGUUCCAUUCAUGUUCCUCGCCCUGUGGGCAAUCCAGCGCGGCUAUCUUCGCACAUCUCGCCAAGUGCGACUGCUGGACAUCGAAGCCAAAGCGCCGCUGUACACCCACUUCCAGGAGACUGUCAGCGGCAUUUCCGUGAUUCAGGCAUUUCAGUGGCAGAGACACUUCCAUGAGCAAUGCAUCAACAAACUGAACCUGUCUCAAAAACCAUUCUACAUGCUCUACUGCAUCAGACAGGGACUGAAGCUCGCCCUGGACCUAAUAGUCGCCAUCUUCGCAGUGAUUCUCGUGGCUAUUGUCAUCAAUCUGAAAGACAAGUUCAGCGCGGGAGCCGUCGGUGUGGCUCUCACCUUGAUCCUGACAUUCAGCCAAAACCUGAACAACACCAUCGAGUGCUGGACGUCAAUGGAGGUAUCUAUUGGGGCGGUAUCCCGCGUGCAACGGUUUGUCGAAGAGACGCCAUCCGAAGAGACAAACACUUCUUCUUAUUCUGAAGUGAAACUCUCACACGGUGCUAUCAAUUUCUCCAACGUCACCGCAGGAUACAACCCCGAGGCCCCCUCCGAUGCCAUCCUCAAAAACCUCAGCCUCACCAUCCAACCAGGCGAGAGACUCGCGAUCUGCGGCCCCUCGGGCAGCGGCAAGACCUCGCUCAUAAUGACCCUCCUCAGCAUGAUGGGCAUCCACAACGGCCAAGUCACCAUUGACGGAGCCGACAUCGCCAACAUGAGACCCACGACCCUCCGGUCCCAAAUCAACGUGAUCCCCCAGGACCCAUUCUUCAUGCCUGGAACGCUGCGCUUCAACCUUGAUCCAAAGAGCCUCCUCCCAGACGAACAUCUCAUAUCCGCCAUCCAGAAAGUCGGUCUCUGGACCCGCGUCACCGCCGACGGCGGCCUCGAUGUCCACGUCGACUCCCUGGACUGGUCCUACGGCGAGAAACAACUGCUUGCGCUGGCGAGAGCGUUGGUCGUGGAUAGUCCGAUUUUGAUUCUCGAUGAAGCGACGAGCAGCGUCGACCACGAAACCGAAUCCCUCAUGUACGACAUCAUCGCAAAAGAAUGUCCGACGCAGACGGUCCUCGCAGUCGUGCAUCGCCUCGACCACAUCCACCGCUUCGAUCGCGUGGCGGUCCUGGAGGCCGGCGAGCUGGUGGAGGUUGAUCAGCCUGCGGUUCUGCUGGGUAGAGAGUCGGCGUUUAGGAGGUUGUAUUUGGCUUUGAAGAAGUAAGAGUUUUUUUUUUUAUCUAUUGUUGUAAUUAUGCUGGAAUUUGGAUGGCG